UCAAAAGCCAGCAACUGGAGAGCCCUGCGGCCUACUUCCUUCCUUCGUUCCUGCCUGCCUCCCUUUCUGUUCCACUUUCUUUUUCUUUGCAAGUUGCCGAGCCUGAGGCGUUUGCAUUUUUCUUUCCUUUUUCUUUUUUUUUUUCAGUAGAAACCACCAAAAAGGUAAAUAAACGAAGCUCAGACGAUUCGUAACUCAAUUCUUGUCAUCAGAGAUGCUUGACUUUGAGCCUAAAUUCUUGAGCCAGUCUUUUUGCAAGUAUAGUGUACUACUCCAUGAAGGGCUUUGAUAUUUGUCGUUUGUUGAAGUAGCAAGAGGAAUAGUUUGGAGCACAGAAGUUUAACCUUCUUGAGUAUUGCUUUUUGGCUGUUAAUGUUCAAACAUGGAAGCAACAGAAGUAUAGCAGUGAUUCUCCCAGUACUUUCCUGAUUUUUCCAACUUUUUCUGUGUCAGAGAUUUGUGAUAACUUUCUGGUUUUUGCCCAAAAAAAAAAAGUACAUUUUUUUAUUGUUCUUGGAGCUUCAAGAAGCAGAAGACUAUAGGAGCACCAACCUAACACUACCAUGCCGCUGAAGACUUAACCUCUAAAAAUUCAGCAUUUUUGUACUGUAAAGCGUUUUUGCCCCUGCCUCCAUAUUACUAUUAGAUCUUGAUAGCGGGAAAACAAAUUUAUCUUGCAAUAUUGGUUGUAAUGCUAAGAAAUAGAUCAAGGGCGGUGACCAACAACCAAGCUCUUACGAGCGACUACCACAGCUCUCUAGUUUCUUCUCCCACCACCCCAACUCAAAACACCACUUGCAUCGCUUCAUCUUUCUUGAGGUCCCCGAGGAUUUUCGAUGGCAUCUUGGCUGGUAGAAGUCUCUCUGACGCUGACAACGCAAAGAGCCCUACUUCAAUUCUUGACGCCAAGCCAUUCUCCAAUUUUGUCAAACCUUUCGGGUACGAUAGAAACUCUUCGGGCAAAUCCCAUAGUUCUUCUUUAGAUAAUACUGGUACUAAUAAACACACCUACGAGAAGGGAGGUGGGGUUGGACUUGCACUAGUUGACUCUUUGAAUGAUGAGAAAUAUGAUGCCAAUUUUUCGAAGCCCAAUAGCAAGAUGGUUCUGUUUGGAGCAAAGCUAAAGGUUGGAAUCCCUCCACUUCCUUCCUCGGCAUUUUCUUCAGGUGCCACUCCAAAAUCUCCAGCUGACUUUGGGAUCAAGACCAGGAAUUCAAUAUGCUUGGGUUCUUUAUCUGGGCUCGGCGGCUCUCCAAGUUCUUGCAUCAGAGGAAAAGAUCCUCCAGUGGAAUUAGCUGAGGGGCUUUCUCUGAGUGAAAUGGAACUUUCUGAGGACUAUACUUGUGUGAUCACUCAUGGGCCUAGUCCCAAAACGACCCAUAUAUUCCACGACUGUGUUCUGGAGAAUUGCUGCGGAGUGGUCAAGUUGUCCGACUUGGAAAAGGAUGGUGGUCUUUUAACUGAUGAUCCCACCUCUGUGCCGUUCAAUUUUCUGAGGGACUGCAAUUCUUGCAAGGACAAUCUUGGAGAUGGCAAGGAUAUUUUCAUGUACAGGAGUGAGAAAGGCGAUUGCUGUCACGAGAUGGAGAGAAGAAUUUGGAGGUGAAAGAAUGAUUAUAUCAGUAGAGUCAUCUGAGGAUUUAGACAUUAUUAUUGCUGCCUAAAGGAUACUUAACAUGAGAAGAAGAAAAAAAGAAGAAAGAGUUGCGGAUUUCCAAACUGAGACCUGUGAUUAUUGUGUGCUGAAGGAUGGAUUAUGGAUUGAUUACCUUAUUAUGCCUAACGCAGGCAGGGACCUAUAAUUCAGCAAGUCAAAAGGCUGUUACGUUCUAUUUUGUGGAUGAUAGAGAAUUUGUGUGUUUUUUGGUGUUUCUCUUUCGUCCUCUCCCCUUGCGUACAAAAUUUCAAUCACAAAAGAAUAAAAACAUUUGCAAUUAUAAUUUCUCUCAUACGGAUAGGGAGGAAAGAAUGUACCUAUUUGAAUUAUAAUUCUAGCGAGUGAUGCUAUUGCCGAUUUGAA
Messenger RNA from Coffea eugenioides, 2020 nucleotides. Its product is annotated as FCS-Like Zinc finger 8-like. The record is from RefSeq and is a predicted model, not a curated record. Bases 692 to 1606 code for a protein of 304 amino acids. NCBI's taxonomy places the organism in Eukaryota, Viridiplantae, Streptophyta, Magnoliopsida, Gentianales, Rubiaceae. The transcript has 2 exons.